AUGUUCCAGCUCCGUUUCGGUUAUAAAUAUGAAAUGUUGCGAACAACGUGCCAAGAUAGAAACCCGGAUGACGCCAUGCCCUGGGAUUUAUUCCGCAAGCUUUUGUUACCUUCUGUCUAUCUAAUGCUCUUCCUGGUCCCGACCACGCAUUGCUCAGAACUAACGGAUCGAAUUCCUUUCACAGGUCCCUGCAAAUCACGCAAUCCAAAUUAUUGUCCUGAGCAUGUGGCCAACAGCGUGUGCAACACACAACGGGAUGAGUGCUUUUGUCGUUCGGGUUACGUGGCCAUACGGGAAGCGGACGAGAUAGUCUGUAGAACCUAUUUAUCUUGUCGAAUCGAUGCCGAUUGCACACAUGUGGACGGAAGUAUCUGUCAUCCCGGAGCCGGAAAGUGCGUUUGUCCCGGCGGGACCGUCUUUGUUGCACAUCUGCACGCUUGUCGAAAACGAAUUUUCACGGGUCAAUCCGAUAUCUGUGAGAUGUGCAUUGCCUUGGGUGGAGUGUGUUUCGCCUUCCAGGAGACCGAGAUUCAAAAUAAUACUCCUUCCUCAGGAAUCGGUUGUGAAUGCAGCUCAAUCUCCACGAAUGAAGUCAGGGUUCACGGUCUCAUGAAUGACGCAUAUCAACGCGUGUGCCCUUUCAAUUUAGUUCCUAUUAUCAGACAACCUUUGUCGCCCAUAGUGUCACCAUACGAAAACGCCCCAAAGGGUCGGCAACAAUGUUCAAAAUGUCAGGUGGCUGGAGGUCAGUGUUACGACCAGGACUUGGAUGAUGUGGCGGAUGGUUGCCACUGUUCGACCGACCGAUCCAAGCCAAAUCACGGAGUCUUGACUAUUUGCCAAAAACAGCCAGGUCAAUAUCUGUUGCGCCUUAGUUUCGGAUAUGCGAAAGGUGGCAAAAUACUAUUUUGCAUGACUGGAUAG
This is a messenger RNA of Echinostoma caproni, 924 nucleotides long. The record is from the annotation of a GenBank genome assembly. Lineage: Eukaryota; Metazoa; Platyhelminthes; Trematoda; Plagiorchiida; Echinostomatidae.